Messenger RNA from Helicoverpa zea (corn earworm), 1809 nucleotides. Its product is annotated as putative fatty acyl-CoA reductase CG8306. Gene Ontology annotation, biological process: long-chain fatty-acyl-CoA metabolic process. NCBI's taxonomy places the organism in Eukaryota, Metazoa, Arthropoda, Insecta, Lepidoptera, Noctuidae. The coding region runs from base 166 to 1698 and encodes 510 amino acids. Gene Ontology annotation, molecular function: alcohol-forming very long-chain fatty acyl-CoA reductase (NADP+) activity. The record is from RefSeq and is a predicted model, not a curated record. Gene Ontology annotation, cellular component: peroxisome. The transcript has 12 exons.
CGGCGAAACUCACAGAUGUUAACUCAGUAACUCUUGCGCAUCGGCCAAGCGCGCACGGUUAUACCAUAAACAAUUUGUUUUAUGUGAAAACUAUUUGGACUUUAAACCUAUUUACACCGGUCUUAAACUAGAAAUAACGGAGCAAGUUGCAGAAAAUUCGUGAAAAUGGCGGACGAGUCGCAAGUUCGUGCUUUUUACGCGGGAAAGAACUUUUUCAUCACCGGUGGCACUGGAUUUGUUGGUUUGUGUCUUAUUGAAAAGAUUUUGCGAUGUAUGCCUGAUGUUGGAAAGAUUUACCUGCUCAUGAGACCUAAGAAAGGCAAGGAGAUCUCUGAGAGACUGGAAGAAUUCCCUAAAAACCCGGUCUUUGAGAAACUCCUAGAAAGCCACUCAACAGAUAUCUUCAAGAAGCUGAUCCCCGUUUCUGGUGACGUCGGUGAAGCUAACCUCGGUCUCAGCCCGGCAGACAGACAGAUGUUGAUAGACAAUAUCAACGUGGUCAUCCAUUCCGCAGCUACGCUAGACUUCCAAGAGAGUUUGAGGCCGACUGUUAAUAUUAACCUGCUUGGUACCAGGAGGAUUAUGGAGCUUUGUAAAGAUGCUAAGGAUCUGAAGGUAAUGAUCCACGUAUCAUCAGCUUAUGUGAACUCGUUCUUAACUGAAGCUCAUGAGAAGGUGUAUGAGGCACCGGAAGAUGCACAGAAAGUUAUCUCGCUAGUGGAAACCCUGAAUGAUGAGUCUUUACUGCAGAUUGAGCAUAAAUUACUGAAAAGUCAUCCCAACACAUACACAUUUACAAAGCACUUGGCUGAGCAUGAGGUCAUCAAAUGUAUUGAUAUGUUCCCCUGCACUAUUGUUAGACCUACUAUGAUUGUGGCGUCUUGGAAGGAGCCAAUUCCCGGCUGGACUUGCUCUAAAGUUGGUCCUCAAGGCUUCCUGAUGGGGGCAGCUAAAGGUGUAGUCCGUCGCUUGCCCCUGGCUAAAGAGAAGGUAGCGGAUUAUAUUCCUGUGGAUGUCGUCAUCAAUCAGUUGUUAGUCGCCGGCUGGGAGGCUGCCAAGAGCAAAUCUGGUCUGACAGUAUACCACUGUUCGUCAUCAACUUGCAACCCGUUCACCUGGACGAUGUUAGACAACACCGUUAACAAUAUGCUGCAUAAAUAUCCGCUGAAAAGCGCUGUUUGGUACCCUCAUCUGAAAUUCGUGCCGACUCUGCUAAUGUUCCGUAUAUCUGCUAUAUUCGUACAUUUCUUCCCGGCCUUCUUAUUGGACUUGAUGCUAAGAGUUACGGGGGGACGACCCAUUCUGAUCCGGCUGCACAAAAACGUAUGGAACUCACUGAACCGGCUCGAGAGAUUUAUCUUUAGCGAGUGGAAGUUCUACAAUCCAAACACAUUAGAAUUGUCUACGAAGUUGAGCAAAAAGGAUAAAGAAUUGUUCUAUAUUGAUGUAACUUCUUUACAAUGGGUAGAGUACUUCAGCACAUUACAUUUGGGCGUCCGUCGCUACUUGAACAAGGAAAAGGAAUCUAGUUUGCCCGCCGCUCGCAAUAAGGACAUGGUUCUCCUAGUAUUCCACGUGAUAUGGCAACUCUUCAUCAUGGGUCUACUGUGGUAUAUCUUCGCUUGGCAGACAGGAUUAACCCUCGCCACCAGUGCUUGGAUAGCACCUAUUAUAUAUGUACUUUAUAAUUUACUUUAAAUAUAUAGAAAUAACUACUUAAAAGUACGUAAAAGUUUUUGAAUUUAAUGGCUUUUUGAUAUGAAUCUCCUUUGAAACAAUGACUAACAGUGUUUGGGGAAAAAAGUACUU